Molecule: messenger RNA, 1721 nt
Organism: Lynx canadensis (Canada lynx)
Lineage: Eukaryota; Metazoa; Chordata; Mammalia; Carnivora; Felidae
Gene: PPOX
Product: protoporphyrinogen oxidase
Exons: 13
Coding region: 198-1646 (482 amino acids)
Biological process (GO): heme biosynthetic process
Cellular component (GO): mitochondrial inner membrane
Molecular function (GO): protoporphyrinogen oxidase activity, oxygen as acceptor
Source: RefSeq, a predicted model, not a curated record
GCCCGAAGGGGGCGGACGGAGCGGCGGCGCCCGAGCCGCGGGCCUGGGGCCCCUCACGGCGCCACCACGAGCCCUGCGCGGGCAGAUAGCGCGGGCGGGGUCCUUAUCCGCCUCCACGCCGGGCGCCGGCCGGGGAACCCGGAGACCUCUCCCUCCAGCUCCCUCGGCCCUCUCGCGGGCUACGCCCAGGUUUCCUAAUGGGCCGGACCGUGGUCGUGCUGGGAGGAGGCAUCAGCGGCUUGGCCGCCAGUUACCACCUGAGCCGGGCCCCCUGUCCCCCCAAGGUGGUCCUGGUGGAGGCCAGCGAGCGUCUGGGAGGCUGGAUCCGCUCAGUCCGAGGGCCAGGUGGUGCUAUCUUUGAACUUGGACCUCGAGGAAUUCGGCCGGCGGGAGCCCUGGGGGCCCGGACCCUGCUCCUGAUGUGUGGAGAGCAGGUUUCUGAGCUUGGCUUGGACUCAGAAGUGUUGCCUGUCCGGGGAGACCACCCAGCUGCCAAGAACAGGUUCCUGUACGUAGGUGGCGCCCUGCAUGCGCUGCCCUCCGGCCUCAGGGGGCUCUUCCGCCCUUCACCGCCCUUCUCCAAACCUCUGUUUUGGGCUGGGCUGAGGGAGUUGACCGCGCCCAGGGGCAAAGACCCUGAUGAGACCGUGCACAGUUUUGCCCAGCGCCGCCUUGGACCCGAGGUGGCGUCUCUAGCCAUGGACAGCCUCUGCCGAGGAGUGUUUGCAGGCAACAGCCGAGAGCUCAGCGUCAGGUCCUGCUUUCCCAGUCUCUUCCAAGCCGAGCAAACCCAUCGUUCCGUUUUACUGGGGCUGCUGCUGGGAGCAGGGCAGAGCCCGCAGCCAGACUCCGCACUCAUUAGCCAGGCCCGGGCCGAGCGCUGGAGCCAGUGGUCCCUCCGAGGAGGGCUGGAGACGUUGCCCCAAGCGCUUAACACCCACCUGACUAGUAGAGGAGUCCGUAUUCUCAGAGGCCAGCCCGUCUGUGGGCUCAGCCUCCAGGCAGACAGGCGCUGGAAGGUGUCUCUAGGGGACAGCAGUCUGGACGCUGACCACGUUAUUAGUGCUGUUCCAGCUUCAGUGCUCGGCAAGCUGCUCCCCGCGGAGGCUGCGCCUCUGGCCCGGGCCCUGAGCGCCAUCACCGCGGUGUCUGUGGCUGUGGUGAACCUGCAGUACCGAGGAGCCCGUCUGCCUGUGCAGGGAUUCGGACAUUUGGUGCCAUCCUCAGAAGACCCGGGCGUCCUGGGAAUUGUGUAUGACUCGGUUGCUUUCCCUGAGCAGGACGGAAGCCCCCCUGGCCUCCGAGUGACUGUGAUGCUGGGAGGGUCCUGGUUACAGACGCUGGAAGCCAGGGGCGCCGUCUUCUCUCAGGAGCUGCUCCAACAACAGGCCCAGGAAGCAGCUGCCACCCAGUUGGGACUGAAAGAGCCACCCAGUCACUGCUUGGUCCAUCUACACAAGAACUGCAUCCCCCAGUAUACACUAGGCCACUGGCAAAAACUGGAGGCAGCUACGCAAUUCUUGGCUUCGCAGAGGCUGCCCUUGACUCUGGCCGGAGCCUCCUAUGAGGGGGUUGCAGUCAACGACUGUAUAGAGAGCGGACGCCAGGCAGCAGCCCGGGUCCUGGGCUCGGAACCGGACAGCUGAUCCCCAACUCCCACCUCCUCCUGGCCCCGCUGGUGGCAGUUCUUGACCCACGAGAAUAAAAGUUGCUGGAGCUUG